Molecule: messenger RNA, 1044 nt
Organism: Betta splendens (Siamese fighting fish)
Lineage: Eukaryota; Metazoa; Chordata; Actinopteri; Anabantiformes; Osphronemidae
Gene: haus2
Product: HAUS augmin like complex subunit 2
Exons: 7
Coding region: 286-918 (210 amino acids)
Biological process (GO): centrosome cycle; spindle assembly; microtubule nucleation
Cellular component (GO): mitotic spindle microtubule; HAUS complex; centrosome
Source: RefSeq, a predicted model, not a curated record
GUAGCCGCUGGAAGAGAAGAAGAAGAAAAACCAGGCGUCUGGCGGGUUCGGGUCAGCUGGAUUUUGUGAGAUUCUAUACACAAUUCUAAGCUUGAAACGAUCAAAGACAGACGCAGUACUGCUUCUGGCUGGCCUGUGUGUUCGCCGUACAGUUACGACCCAUAAACGACUCUUUACUGUGAGUUUCUACCCACUGAGGACGUGAAUUUGCUUUUGAAAUCUCCCAACUGUAGAACUCAGCUAGCUUCACGCAGCAGGAUUCCGACCUCGCAUAGCGCGUUGGAGAUGCUUCAGUGGGACCUGUCUCCAUUCUCCGUGACUCCGGCCGCCAGCGUUUUGGCCAGAUGCGUCUCCAGAGGCGCGUUGUCACAGGAGGAAAUAGAGUCGGUGUCCUCCAGGCCGACCCCCGCCUUCUCACCCCACCUGCACGAGGCUGAACAGCGAUUCAGAACACAGAGACAACUGGACCAGCUGCAGCUGGAGAUGCAGCUGCUGCAGAUGGAGAAGCAGGACAACGACAUCACACACACCUUUUACCUGACUCAGAGGUUUCAGAUGGUUCAGAUUUUCUGUAGUCAUCUGCAGGAUGUCCUGAAGGACCACACACGUCUUAGACAGAGACUGAUGAGGCCACUGGGUCGCACCAACCUACCUGUCCAGGCUCAGCUGCACAGGUCUGUGGUGAACUCUGUGAAGGUGCUGCUGGACUUUAUCGAGACUCUGGAAGAAAAGCUUAAAUUGGUUCACAGUUGGACUAAAACCAGAGACCUCCUCGUGCAACUGUUGCUCCAAUCUCUGUCAUCUCCGCCUGUGUCAGGACACCUCUAUGGCUCAGCUACUGGCUCAGGUGGUGGAGCUGCAGACUUUGUCCAGUCAGGUUUUCCAGUGGAGGGAGGUAGGCAGCAGCCUGCGGAGUGAUGGCUCAGCAUGAUGACUUCUGAUCUCCUGGAUGUGGUCUUAUUGGACAGAGACAGUUUUCAUUUUUUGGGUUUGAACCUGUUCAGAUGCUUUUCUUGUAAUAAAAUCAAAUUUCUGUAAAAACGA